Molecule: messenger RNA, 781 nt
Organism: Chironomus riparius
Lineage: Eukaryota; Metazoa; Arthropoda; Insecta; Diptera; Chironomidae
Source: the annotation of a GenBank genome assembly
UCGUUCAUUUUUCAUUCUGCAACGAUCUUGUGAGUUACCAGUUCCUAUUUUAUUUUGAUAUAAAGUUGGUUGAAUAAGGUUCAACUGAAUUUAAAAAUCAGUAGACACAAUUAAGAGCACAAAGAUGAGCCAAAAGACAAUGUUUAUCGUUAUAAUAGCCAUUAUCCUUGUCGUAACUCAAGCCGAUUCUAAACGUAAGAGACAGACUCAAGAUCGUCAAGAAUCAAACAUUGUUCUAACAAAUAUUCCAAGAGUGGGAUGUGCUAGUUUUGGACAUUCAUGUUAUGGAGGAUUUGGCAAGCGAUCACUAACGGCACCGACUGCGACAGACACUAUACAACAAAUGGAAUCGAAUGUUCAAGGAGAACAUACAGGAAAUCUUAUUCCAAUGAAGGCAUUUCAAAGACACUUUCAAUUCCGACCGGAUUUACAACAAUCUGAUAAUUUUGAACAGGAAAAGGACUUGAAAAUUGUCGUCUUAAAUACAUUAAGUCAAAUCAUUGAUGAGACAGUUAAGAAAAUAUCCAGCGAUUAUGAGAGUAAAUAAGAUGAACUGAGAAGAUUUAAGAAAUUCUUUGGUUUUACCCCAGCAAUCAUUUAUAUAUUUUCUUAAUGUGACUGCAUUCGUUCCUAACAGAAUCAAAACUUUGUGGCGAAAAUUUUUCAUCUCCUCUUCUUCUUUUUUCAAAAUAUACAAAACUCACCACCAUGAAAAAUUUUCGCUACAACGUGUAAUGUAAUGUAAAAUAAUGGAAUUAAUUGAAAUUAUAAUAAAAUGAAG